AUGGCGGAGGCGACGAAGGUUCUGUACUUGGUGGUGGUCGACGACACUGGUGCGGUGGCUAAAGGAGACGGUAAUGGGGAGGAUUCGUUUCGGUAUACGCGUCCUGUUUUGCAGAGUACUCUUCAGCUCAUGGGUUGCAAAGCGCGUCACGCCUUCAAGAUCAGCCGCAGGGUUUUUGAGUUGAUUAGAAGUGAGGGAUCUUGUAAUUCAUCACCAGAACAUGGGAAGGAACCUGAACAGUUAAAGGAAGGUGGCGGUUCAACUUGUGUCGAAGAUAUUAACUGUUUGGUUGCUGAUGAUGUUGAUAAGAAUAAAAGUAAACCAUUUGAGAUGUACAAGAGACGUACUACUGUUGUUGUUUCACGACAAAUAUUCUUAGAUGUUGUGUGUGGUGCUUUGGCUGAAUAUAAGUAUGUUGGUCGUGACCAAAGGGCAGAUUUGAUUCUGGCAUGCAGAAUCCGAGAAAGGAAAGAAUCUGUAACUGUUCUGCUUUGUGGCACCAGUGGGUGUGGUAAAUCCACAUUGUCUGCAUUACUGGGUAGCAGGCUGGGGAUUACGACUGUGGUAUCAACUGACUCUAUAAGGCACAUGAUGAGGAGUUUUGCUGAUGAGAAGCAGAAUCCUUUGCUGUGGGCUUCAACGUACCAUGCUGGAGAGUACCUUGACCCUGUGGCAGUUGCUGAGUCAAAAGCCAAAAGAAGAGCCAAAAAAUUGAAAGGCUCUCGAGGUGUAAACUGUAAUACCCAAACGACGGAUGAUGGAUCAAUCUCAAGCACCACUGAGUUAUUAAGUCCUAAGCAGAUGGCUAUAGAAGGGUACAGGGCACAAAGCGAGAUGGUGAUUGACAGUCUGGAUAGGCUCAUUACUACAUGGGAAGACAAGAAAGAGUCGGUAGUCGUUGAAGGAGUCCACUUAAGCCUUAACUUUGUGAUGGGACUGAUGAAAAAGCACCCUUCGAUUGUUCCCUUCAUGAUAUACAUUGCCAACGAGGAGAAACACUUGGAACGGUUUGCAGUCCGAGCAAAGUACAUGACAUUAGACCCAGAAAAGAAUAAGUAUGUAAAAUACAUACGUAACAUCAGAACAAUACAGGAUUAUUUGUGCAGACGAGCUGACAAACAUCUCGUUCCUAAGAUAAACAACACAAAUGUCGACAAGAGUGUGGCUACAAUCCACGCGACAGUCUUCAGUUGCCUGCGCAGACGCGAAACGGGAGAGAAGCUCUAUGAUUCCACUACUAAUACCGUUGCUGUUGUCGAUGAUGAGCAUAGGAACCAAUGUGCAGCCAAUUCAUUAAGUUCCAAGGGAAUGUUUCAGCUGAUCCAAAGAAAAGGCUCAUCUAGGCGUUUAAUGGCUCUUCUGAAUACUGACGGCUCUGUAGCAAAAACUUGGCCUGUUGGUUCCGUUGAUUAUAUUGGGGAGCCCGGCUUUGGUUCUGAGAUGGAUGGUGGAACAGAGCAUCCAUUUUUUGGAUACUUACAGAAAGCUGAACCAGUGAAUCUUCCGUUUGGUCUCUUGGGGAUCAGCGCCUGGCCUAGUGAUGGAGCAACUAGCCACGCUGGAAGUGUGGAUGAGUCAAGAGCUGAUUUUACUGAAACCGGAAGCAGGUAUUACUCUUCUUGCUGUAGUUCGCCACGGAUGCCUGAUGGGCCUUCAAAAGAGCUUAAGGAGGACCAGUCUGUAAAUGGGAGCGAUGAAGAUGAAGAAGUCGAUUAUGAUUUUCCUGAGCCAGAUUCUGAUGAAGAUCUCAGUGAUAACAAUGAUGAGCGCAAUCGUGAUGAGGUUGGGUCGGUGGAUGAGGAAUCGACAAAGUCAGAUGAAGAGUACGAUGAUCUGGCAAUGGAAGACAAGAGUUACUGGACAGACAAUGAAGAAGAAGAGUCUCGAGACACAAUCUCCAUGGUGUCUGAAAACAAACACAAGGAGGCUACAAGGCCCAACAAAGAUGACAAAUACAUCCAAAACCUCGACAUUUUCCUCAAGACAGCGAAUCAGCCAUUGACUGAAUCUCAUGAACUCACGUGUGAGUACAGGAACAGAAUAGUAGUAGCCGCCCCAGAUAAGGCCAAGAUGCGGAAACGUUCACUUAGUAUUCCAGCUGUCGGGAAACACGGUUCAAUCAUAGAUGACCAGAUUUUGGCUAACCGGACUGAUCCAGUUCUCUCUUGA
Messenger RNA from Arabis nemorensis, 2169 nucleotides. The record is from the annotation of a GenBank genome assembly. NCBI's taxonomy places the organism in Eukaryota, Viridiplantae, Streptophyta, Magnoliopsida, Brassicales, Brassicaceae.